Molecule: messenger RNA, 1123 nt
Organism: Glycine soja
Lineage: Eukaryota; Viridiplantae; Streptophyta; Magnoliopsida; Fabales; Fabaceae
Product: probable calcium-binding protein CML36
Exons: 1
Coding region: 143-799 (218 amino acids)
Molecular function (GO): calcium ion binding
Source: RefSeq, a predicted model, not a curated record
GUGGAAGGUACCCAGGAGUGAGAAAUGGACCUCCCAUGGCGCCCCCAUUUAAUCCCCUCACCUUCCACUCUCUUUCCCCUCAACCCCCACUCUUUCUUCCUUCUCCUUCUCUUCUCUGCUUCUCUUUUCAUCUCCGAAAACAAUGAAGCUCAUUAGCAGCAUUAACCCCAAAAAUCUCAAACUCAGUCCCAAACGCUUCUUUCGCAAAAAGGAACGAUCUUUAGUCUCACGCUCCGACCCACCUUCAUUCGGAUCCGGAUCUUCCUCCGACGACUCCACCACAAAUCACAAGCCUUCCGCCGGUAACCAAACUCCGACCAGCGUCCUCCCGGGCGUCUCCGGAGACUGGUCCGACGUCGCCGCCGUCGACGUGCGGUGGGACCUCGCCCAGGCCUUCCGCCUCAUCGACCGCGACAACGACGGCGUCGUCACGCGCCAGGACCUCGAGGCCCUCCUCACGUGCCUCGGCGCGUCGCCGUGCCCCGACGACGUGGCGAUCAUGCUCGGCGAGGUCGACGGCGACGGCAUCACCGUAGAAAGGCUCAUGAGCUACGUCGGGUCGGGUCUGAAACCCGGGUCGGAUCCGGACGAGCUCAAGGAGGCGUUCGAGGUGUUCGACACGGAUCGCGACGGGAGGAUCUCGGCGGAGGAGCUGCUUAGGGUUUUCAAGGCCAUCGGCGACGAGCGGUGCACGUUAGAGGAGUGCCGGCGCAUGAUAGAGGGUGUGGACAGAAAUGGGGACGGGUUCGUCUGCUUCGAGGACUUUUCUCGUAUGAUGGAGCUGCAGCAGCAGCGAUGAUGAUGACGUGGUUGUGAUUGUGAUGAUGUCAGAUGAUGAUCAUGAUCAUGUUAUGACUUAUGAUGUGAAAAUAUAUAUAAGAAGGAAGGCAACUUCAUAAUUUUUUUUAAUCCCCUUCUGUCAUUUGCGUUUGUUAUUAUUAUUAUUAUUAUUUUUUAUUUUAAUUUGGUUGUAUAAUUUUGAAGGCGAAAGUGCAAUCCACUGAGAAAAUGAAAGAAAAACGUAUAUAAGUGGUGAAAUAUAUAUCUAACGUCGCUUUAUAAGCUCUGAAACUUUUGGAAGUAAAAUAUGUGACAAACAAAUAGCACACUGUUUUGUUUUUGA